Messenger RNA from Parnassius apollo (apollo), 1053 nucleotides. The record is from the annotation of a GenBank genome assembly. Lineage: Eukaryota; Metazoa; Arthropoda; Insecta; Lepidoptera; Papilionidae.
AUGAAUUACAAUUGGCGAAAACGAGACUUGCAGCUAAGACCUAUUGUUUGGAAACCCCUUUAUCAUACUCCUAUUGAAAGAAGCCCGAUAGAAUGGUUUUCUUUAUUAUUUUCAGAAGUAUUUGAGAUGCUUACUAUUGAAACCAAUAGAUACUUAGCACGUAAGCUUCUCUCUGCUGACGUCAAGAUUGAAGAGAUGAAAUGUUUGGUAGGGAUUUUGUUAGUCAGUGGCUACUGCCAAGUGAGCAGAAGAAGAAUGUACUGGGAAAAUGCAUCUGACUCAAGAAAUAGUUUGAUUGCUUCAGCCUUGUCUCGAGAUAGAUUUACACUAAUUUACUCUAAUAUUCAUGUUGCUGAUAAUCUAAAUUUAGAUACAUCCGAUAAAUUUGCAAAAGUUCGUCCUUUAUUAAAAGUUUUAACUAUGAGGUUUCUUGAGCACUGUCCACAUAAGGAGAAUCAUAGUGUUGAUGAGGCUAUGGUCCCAUAUUUUGGUCAUCACGGCUGCAAACAGUUUAUUAGAGGCAAGCCUAUAAGAUAUGGAUACAAAUUAUGGGUUGGUGCAACAUCAGGAGGUUACAUUGCAUGGUUUGAACCAUACCAAGGUGCUUCUACAUUUACGAAUGCCCAAUAUUCCCAGCUUGGUCUUGGUGCAAGUGUGGUUUUGUCUUAUGCAGAUCAACUAGCAACAUUAGGCUAUGGAAAAAACUACCAUCUCUUCAUAGAUAACUUUUUUACCGGUUUGCCUUUGGUUCAUGAACUUACUGAGAGGGGAUUUCGUGUAACUGGUACUAUCAGAGAAAAUAGAUCUGGAAAGUGCCCUCUAUUAAGUAACAAAGAAGCAAAGACAAAAGAAAGAGGCUUUUAUGAUUAUCGCAUAUCUGAUGAUAUUAUAAUUUGCAAGUGGCAUGACAAUAGUAUAGUGUCAGUAUGCUCUAAUGCAGUUGGUGUUGAUCCUGUCCACAAAACUGAACGCUAUUCUCAGCAACUAAAAAGAAAAUAUCUGUUUCUCAACCUCAUCUCAUUCAACAAUACAAUAAAAAUAUGGGUGGAGUAG